Molecule: messenger RNA, 476 nt
Organism: Anolis sagrei ordinatus
Lineage: Eukaryota; Metazoa; Chordata; Lepidosauria; Squamata; Anolidae
Source: RefSeq, a predicted model, not a curated record
AGGGAGGGAGCGAGGGAGCGCGCGGUCCUCCUCCUGCUUUUGCUCCUUCUUCUCCUUCUCCUCUUGGUCUCCUGGCGGGGAUGAUGGGCUGCAAGUCGCCCUCGCUGACCUGCCUGCAGGGCAAGCCCCCUCCCGCGGCGGCGCCGGGCUCCCCGCCGGCCACGGAGUCCACGGCCACGCUGCACAAGCUGGCCUUGGCCACCGGCGGCACCGAGAAGUCCUGGUACCGCUGCGUCUUCCCCUUCGGCAUCGUCUCGCUGGUCAUCGGCGUGGCCGCCACCUGCAUCACCUUCUCCAUCAACGGGCCGCGCAUGGACAUCGCCAAGGUGGUCUCGGUGGCCGCGCUGCUCUUCGGGCUGGCCCUCCUGGCCGCCGCCCUCCUCUGCUGGCGGGCCAAGCGGCGGAGGCAGAGGCAGAAGCAAGGCGAGGCGCCCCCGGGACAGCCCCAGCCCCCGCCCCAGCCAGGCGCCUUGUGA